AUCGCGUAUACGCCUUGAUCGCGUACAACUUGUUCUUUCCAACUCCAGGUGGCCACUACCCUUCAAAGCAUCCAUUAACGUAGUAAAAGAAAAAAUGAAUCGAAGGGAUCAUUCUAGCAUUCUAGGUACGUUGCCUCGUUUUUUUGUUUUUUUUCAUCGCACUUUUUUCUUUCAUGGUCCUGCAUGCAUAGCACUGUAACAUCACCGCAUGGGCAUCCAUAUACUUUAGGCUACGAUAACAGCCACAUACAAUUGCUUCAUUGAAGGAUCUGAUCUUUUGGCCAACAACAACGACAUUAUUAUCAUCAUGGACCCCAACCCAAAGAAGAAUGAAAACUGCGCCAGAAAACUACGCCAGAAAUCACAGCAGAAUAAAGCUAACCACAGCAUGCUACUAGACCGUCACAACCGCGCCAUCGCGCAGAUCCUGUCGCACUUCCGCAACAUGGUCAUGGCUGCCACGGCACCUAUUUCCGAAAGCGGCAAUGUCCUCGAGCUUGCCGCGCUCAACCGCAUGACUAUGGAGACCGAGUGCGCUGCCCUGAUCUCCGAGAUCCAAGGCCUCCUGGCCAUCACCCGGGAGAUGAAAGCGCUCUGGAUCCGCGGACCCCUGCGCCAGCCCGGCGAGAACGACUCCCGCGAGGCCGAGCUCGACAAGCGCGCCGCGGAGGUCGUGCGGCUGUACGACCAGGCCCUCGAGAUGCGCGAGGCCGCCGUCCGCAGGGAAAACGCCGCCAGGGCCGGAGGUGAGCUGUCCUCCCCCCGCCCCUAGGAGUACGAGGAGGACGAGGAGGCGUUCUGGGCGGAAGACUGGCGCUGUCGACAAAACUAAGGCGAAGGUCAAGGUCAAGGUCAAGCAAGAUAAGAAGGGUGGUAAGAAGGGUGGUAAUUAGGCCAAGAGCACUGGCUCUAAGUAGGUGUUGCACGUGCGCCCAUAAUGGUUAACUGUGGACUGCGUUGGGUAAGGGAGUUGGCGGAUAUACGAUGCGGCAAUGACUUAGAUACCCUUCUGCCGCUUUAUCAACCCAUAUAAGCUCUAGAGAUGGAUAGGAUUGAACAAACCAGAUAGUCACCGAUGCUGGUACGUAUUACCUCUCUUUUGGGUUGGACAAUCUCAUUUAAGUCUUUGAAUAUAUAUACAGACUAUUCUCUGAGCAAAGACGUGAUUAUUCCUCCUCCUUGCUCUUAUUUGUGAAUUUGUAUCAUGGAAUUAGAUGGACCUAGCUUCCAGCCGAUAGCAUAGGUACCUAGCUCUUGGAUAAUACCAUACGUCAUGCAUACGCAAACCGGCCUCUAUAAACAGGGUACAAUCAGCCCUCGCAUUCGUCCGGAUUCUCCUCCCCAUCAUCUCCGAGCUCCUCCUCGAGUUCCUUAGGUAUCGAUUCUGCUUGUCCAACCCUCUGCUCCGCCGCCUCUAUACCUCCCGCAGUGACCCAGAGGAAGUAGCCCUCCUUGUAGUUGUCGAUUUGAUGGAAGAAUGUGUGGAACCUAG
Daldinia caldariorum is the source of this 1492-nucleotide messenger RNA. RefSeq lists its product as uncharacterized. Gene Ontology annotation, cellular component: mediator complex. The transcript is spliced from 2 exons. Gene Ontology annotation, biological process: regulation of transcription by RNA polymerase II. NCBI's taxonomy places the organism in Eukaryota, Fungi, Ascomycota, Sordariomycetes, Xylariales, Hypoxylaceae. The record is from RefSeq and is a predicted model, not a curated record. The coding region runs from base 308 to 772 and encodes 154 amino acids. Gene Ontology annotation, molecular function: transcription coregulator activity.